AUGGCACCCUCUAGACGAAGCGCCAAGGCCGCAGCUGAGCCUCACGCCAGCCCGGCCGUCCGCAGCAACGAGCUCACCGUCGUCGAAAAGAUCACGAAAACGGCGGAACUUGCAGUCCCGAAAGAAAUCACCGCCGUAGCCAAAGGCCAUGCGGCCCGCCCGACACUACCUACCCAAGCCCAGUUCCCUCUGGCGGUGGCCUUGAGCUUCGUAACCGCCGGCAUUGGCUAUCGUAUGCUGGGAGAGCUCACAAACAACGAGCUUGCGGCCGUGACCGAGGCCCAGGAUACGUGGGGAGAGGUGGCAGUUCUAGCCGGUUGGAAAGUGUUUGAGCUGGCUGUCGGCUGGUUCGGCAAUUUAGACAGCCUUGAUGUUGCGACAAUGAACCUCUUGUCGCAUGGACCGGUUUUCUAUCUCUUGAGCACCUUCUACAACCUGAGACCUACGACGGCUAUAUCCGCUCUGCUCGUUGACAUUGCCUCUGUGGCCUUGCCCUUCUACGGCCUGCGCCCUCUCUCGGCAGUCCACACCCCUUCCGCCAAAGUCCCCAACCGCGAGCUCACGGAUAUCGGCCUUCAGAUCUACACGGCUGCUCUCGCGACUGGAAUCUACACCGUCGUCAUCGUGCUGUCCCUGCAGUUCCUGCUCCCCCGAGUCCUGAUCCUCUACUUCUCCCACCUCCCAACCCUCGUCCCCGCCUACACGGCAUCGUACGCGACCCUCCUCCCCGUGACGGUCGCGUUCGGCGCCUCGGCCAGCAACUUCAUCUUCGCGCCCUUUGCGACCACGGGCAAGGCAAGGGAGGACGAGCGCAUCGGCCAGUUCGACCCUGCGAGCGCCAGCCUGGGUGAGACCGUCUGGUGGAAUGUGUGGGGGUACACCGCAAAGACCAAGGUCGUCAUCCGUCGCACGGCAAUAAUCGCCCUCGUAACGGGCAUCAGCACCUACCUGUCCUGCACGAUGACAAUCUACGGCGUCGAGCCGACAGGUGCCGCGGUCUACGCAGCCGUCUGGGUGUUUGCAGCCCUGUUCUCAGGUGUCGGCCUGGGCCUGGUCGGUGGAGAUUAA
This is a messenger RNA of Clonostachys rhizophaga, 1068 nucleotides long. The record is from the annotation of a GenBank genome assembly. NCBI's taxonomy places the organism in Eukaryota, Fungi, Ascomycota, Sordariomycetes, Hypocreales, Bionectriaceae.